CAACGUCACGUGACUGUAAAUACAAUCAGGCAGCAUGGUGAGCAGAUCGCCUGCGCCAUCACCUGACCGCCGCCGUCACGCUCGGGCCCCGCCUUCCUGUGUUGUUAUCUCCUCCACAUUGUCUCCCCCUGUACCGAGAAUCUGUAGUCAUCCCCCGACCGUCGAAAUGUCGUCGCUGCCGAAGCCCUUCUCUGUCUGCGAGGGGCCCUGUGAGAGCUGCGCUGCCCGGAGACAAGGCCUGAGCUCGGCUCUUCAUCAGCGGCUCCAAUCCCCGCUGCUGGGUGCCUCCGCCUCCACCGGGUUGGUCUCGCUGAGGGACCACCGGAGAUUGUGCGAGGAUAGGAGGAACCUGGCGGCGGCUGCGAUCGGAGGGAGAAAAAUUACUCACCCCGGAAAAGCUAUACUUGCAGGUGGAAUAGCAGGAGGAAUAGAGAUCUGCAUCACCUUCCCCACAGAGUAUGUAAAGACCCAGCUGCAGCUGGAUGAGCGAGCCAACCCUCCACGAUACAGGGGGAUUGGUGACUGUGUGAGGCUGACUGUGCAGGAUCACGGGCUCAGAGGGCUGUAUCGAGGACUCAGCUCCCUGCUUUAUGGAUCAAUACCCAAAUCUGCAGUUAGGUUCGGCACAUUUGAAAUGCUCAGUAAUCCAAUGCGUGAUCACACUGGUCGGCUCGACAACAAACGGAGCCUCCUGUGUGGUUUGGGAGCAGGAAUAGCAGAGGCUGUUCUGAUCGUGUGCCCCAUGGAGACACUCAAGGUGAAGCUCAUUCAUGACCAAUGUUCCCUCCGACCUCGCUACAGAGGCUUCUUCCAUGGAGUCAGUGAGAUUAUCAGGGAACAGGGUUUGAGGGGAACAUAUCAAGGCUUGACACCAACUGUGCUUAAACAAGGAACUAAUCAGGCCAUCAGAUUCUAUGUCAUGAACACUUUGCGGAAUUGGUACAAAGGUGAUGAUCCUAGACGAGAAAUGCACCCAAUCGUCACUGCAAUGUUUGGAGCCACAGCAGGAGCAGCCAGUGUUUUUGGAAAUACACCUCUGGACGUUGUCAAGACCAGGAUGCAGGGUUUGGAGGCCUAUCGCUACAAAAACACAUUAGAUUGUGCCUUCCAAAUCUUGAAGCACGAAGGACCACAGGCGUUCUACAAAGGCACGGUUCCCAGACUUGGCCGCGUGUGCCUGGACGUGGCCAUAGUCUUCGUCAUUUACGAGGAAGUGGUCAAACUACUCAACAAUGUGUGGAAAACGCAGUAAACCGGCGUGAAGGUGACGAGGGAGGGAAGCACGCACCAGUGCCUCUUGCUACGCACAACACAACACCUCUGUUCCAGUUCAAUUUAGCCGUCUGAAUGCUCCUGAGCAGAUGAUGCGUCAUCUGUUUAUCAACAUAUUCGGUUACCAAGACUUACACAGCGAUGAAGAGGAAAGUGUUGUUUUAUAAUGAAGAACAGCAAGGCAUCAUCAAUUGAAGUAAAAAGAAGUGCUUAAAUGAAGGAUUAAAUAACAAACGGCUAAAAAAACAAUGAGAUGAAAGGAUAAAAAGAGUAUUGUAUAUGACUGGUCUUAACAUUCUUGACAUGGAAUGAACACUAUACUAAAACCAAAAAAGUGUCUUGAUUCACUGGGUACUUACCAUAUAUACUGUGCUAUGAAUGGACUCAAGUAAGCUUUUUGAACCUUUGUAACCAAUCUGUGCAGUCCUUUGCUUCGCUUGUGGUGCCCUCAUGCUCGUAUAAUAAUCUCUUGCAGUGUCCAGGUGACAAAAGUUCACUGUGCAUUUUAUGCCCAGUGCUGACCGCAGUGCGUCUUUGCAUGAACAUCGUUAGACUCCAGCGGCGACUCGCAGCUUACUGAGGCUACACAGACAAGUUUCAAAAGUGCAGACUGGGUAGUUUUUACAUGCAGGAUUGUUAGUGAGUGGGUUUAUGUUUGAAAAAGUUAAAAUGUUGCUAAUACUUCACUGUUGGUUCAUAAACAUUGCAGAACCCUCUGGGUUUUUUAGGGGUUUUUGUCUUCUAAUCAGAUUGAUCUGCCACAUUAAUGUUCUUUUAAUGUUUGAUCUGCCGCAUAGGCAUUUUGUACACCAACUGACAAAUAAAUAACUAACUCAG
Molecule: messenger RNA, 2109 nt
Organism: Girardinichthys multiradiatus
Lineage: Eukaryota; Metazoa; Chordata; Actinopteri; Cyprinodontiformes; Goodeidae
Gene: slc25a1a
Product: solute carrier family 25 member 1a
Exons: 9
Coding region: 35-1252 (405 amino acids)
Biological process (GO): mitochondrial citrate transmembrane transport
Source: RefSeq, a predicted model, not a curated record